GCGAGGCGCUUGAGUAGCUCCUCUCAUUCUCAAAUUCUCUGUCGAUUUUUCGGAUUGGAAAAAGAAAUUAAAGAAAAGAAAGAAUAGCAAAAAUGGUAGUUGACGAUAUGGUGAAGAUGAGCAUCAGCGCAGGUCCCUCUUCCUCUAGAUUCCCAAGUGUUUACCCAAAAAGGCUUUUGAUGGAGGGGAGAUAUAGUGGGGAUUGAAUGAUGAACGUGUUUAUAAGGUUGUUUCCUUGAAUUGUUUUUGGAAUUGCAAUGAUACACCUGCCGACUCCGCCAGCAAUAAAACCUGUCAAGGAAUUGAGUUGAAAUGGGAGAUUCACGCCUUGCUUCCCUUUCAAUGGAGAAUCAUCACCCUUCCACCAUCUUGUCCAUGGAUUCCAGCGCCUCCUCUUCUCACGACGAAUUGGAUUUGGAGAUGAAUCGCCAAAUCGUGCUCUCCCACCCCCCUGAUAUCAAUUUACCUCUCUCAGUUGAGGGCAGCCCUCCUCAGCAGCCCUGGAAUUCCGACUCCUGCGACAUUUUAGAUGUUGGGCUUUCUUCACAAGUCUGUGAGACUGAAACUUUGAUUAGUAUUCCCAAGAUUGGCCGAAAAUGUGCCAAGCGAUUGGAUAGCAUUUGGGGUGCUUGGUUCUUCUUUACUUUUUACUUCAAGCCCGCGCUCAAUGAGAAGUCCAAGGCCAAAACUAUACGUGACCACAAUGGAAUUUCUGGGUUUGAUAAAUCUGAUCUUAACCAUGACAUCUUUAUGGUCCAGCAUGACAUGGAAAACAUGUAUAUGUGGGUCUUUAAGGAGCGUCCUGAAAAUGCACUGGGUAAAAUGCAGCUGAGGAGUUACAUGAAUGGUCAUUCUCGCCAAGGGGAACGACCCUUUCCAUUUAGUGUUGAUAAGGGUUUUGUUCGAUCUCACAGGAUGCAGCGCAAGCAUUAUAGGGGUCUAUCAAAUCCUCAGUGUGUGCAUGGGAUCGAGGUUGUUCCGAGCCCCAAUCUCACUUGUUUCAGUGAGGAUGAGCAGAAACGGUGGGUUGAACUAACUGGUAGGGAUUGGAAUUUCACAAUUCCUCACGAAGCAAGUGAUUUUAGUUCAUGGAGAAACCUUCCAAACACCGACUUUGAACUUGAGAGGCUGCCUUCUCCCAUAAAGAGCACCUCAAAUUCACAUCCAAAGAAGCUGCUUAAUGGGUCUGGGCUGAAUUUGUCUACGCAACCAUCUAACCUCGGUAGUUCUGAUGUGGUAGACCUUUCACCCGUCAGCAGCAAAAGAAGGAAGGGUUUUUUCCCAAAUGGAAACAGUGACGAGUGCUGUUUGGAGAUUAACCCUCCAUCUAAUGGUAUUCCAGAUGCAGAAAUUCACCCAAAUGGACCACACUGGUUGAAUAAUUUUAGUGGGGUGAUGAAGGAUGUGUAUGGGCCUGUUACUGGUGCCAAAACAAUUUAUGAGGAUGAAGAAAGCUAUUUGAUUAUUAUUAGCUUGCCUUGUGUUGAUCUUCAAAGAGUAAAAGUUUCAUGGAGGAAUACUCACACACAUGGUAUCAUCAAGGUGUCCUGUGUGAGUACAUCUCGCAUGCCAUAUAUUAAGAGACAUGAUAAGGUUUUUAGGCUUACAGAUCCCUCAUCCGAACACUGCCCACCAGGAGAGUUUGUUAGAGAAAUACCACUUUCAACCCGGAUCCUUGAGGAUGCUAACAUAGAAGCUUACUACGAUGGGCCAGGAUCUGUACUCGAGAUUGUGGUGCCAAAACUUCGAUCAGAGCCUGAAGAGCACGAGAUUCAUGUUUGCUUUCCUCCUCACCUUGGAGGCAAAAAUGACCUAAUGUUUACUUGAGAAAGGAAGCAGAGAGACUUGUAAGGAUCGAUGCUGUUAUUGGGGAGGCUUAACUGUUUGGUCAACUCUGUAUCAUACAAUGCAUUUUUAUGAAAUAGAAUGUUUGUUCACAUUUCUUUAUGUUUUUGGCUAGGGAUGUGCUUGAUAUUUAGAAAGCGCACUUGGCUCUAGUCAUUGAUGUAGAAGUCUUUGGUAGUGGCGCAUUGCCCUGCCUAUCUUUCUGGUAGUGAAUUAUGAGGAGCAUGUUCAUUAUUGUGGAAAAGCUUAGACAUGUGCAGAAGUAAUUACAAAUUGAAUAUUUCUGGCACUAGUUGGUAGGGUGCAUAAUGCACAGUUUAUUCAUAUACAACUUUGAUGUCAUCAUCCCAUUUCA
Humulus lupulus (European hop) is the source of this 2200-nucleotide messenger RNA. RefSeq lists its product as uncharacterized. The transcript has 2 exons. Bases 313 to 1827 code for a protein of 504 amino acids. The record is from RefSeq and is a predicted model, not a curated record. NCBI's taxonomy places the organism in Eukaryota, Viridiplantae, Streptophyta, Magnoliopsida, Rosales, Cannabaceae.